UAAAUUUGAUUUUUGUAUUACUAGAGCGAAUUCUUCAGUAGUCGAUGGACGUUUGGACGAGCUGAGCUUCCCUAACAGCCCACCAAAAAUGAACAAUUCAGUGGUUGUCAUUUUCCUGGUUUGCCUGGCCUACGUAAUAGCUGAAAAUGAGUCUAAUCCGAGUGACCUUGAAUCUGGCGUACCAUUGUCGCUAGCAACUAACGGAACGAAGAAAAAGUCGUGGGGCGUUAUCUAUCCCGGUACUAAAUGGUGUGGACAGGGAAACAAAGCAAGGGACGACAACGAUUUGGGUAGAUUCAAAAGGACAGACAGUUGUUGCCGUGAUCACGACCGAUGUCCGGAUAAAAUUAAAGGAGGAAAAUCCAAACAUGGGAUACGAAACAAUGGCAGUGUGACAAUAUUGAGCUGUCAGUGCGACGACAUUUUCUUCGAUUGCCUCAAGGGCGUGCACUCGAAGGCGAGCAAAAUCGUCGGCACCUUGUACUUCGAUAUUGUCAAGAACAAGUGCUUCAAGCCGUCAGAGGAGCGGAGCGAAGAAUACGUCCUGACGAAGAGUAGGAAAUUUUCGAGGAACAGAUUCAUCAAGUUUGUCGGGAAAAUGUUUGGAUAAAGUCUAAACGGAAUCACAUCCAUUUAUUUAUAUCUCUUGCUGAGUGUAGGCUGAUAAGCGAUGAUUAAACACAUGUGCUUCUCGACUCAAUGAGGAUUUCGAGACGUCACGAGCCGUCAAUAACAAAAACACAAAAGGUCAUGAAUUCACGAUAAAUAUUUGAUGAGAUUUGUUUUUGAAACGCCAAUUUUCGUUAUUCAGAAACUGAAAAGAGGACCGACUAUUUUCACAAAUGUAUAAAGGAGACUGGUAAUUUCCAAAAGAUUAUUUUGAGAAUCAAUAUUGAAUUGAUUUGAAUAAAAUAUGAUGUAUUGAUUCGACGAUUCGUUUUAUUUUUCCAAUUUUGGAAUUAUACCAAUUCAUAAUAAUAAUAAUAAUUAAAGACAUGUCUACUUGAGGAUUUUCUCAGCUGCGGAAGUGUUUUCUUCAUUUGGGGUGUUGUAUGAAAUUGUUUCAUUGAAUGAAAUGUUUUGAGAAACAAUGGAAAAAUGACAAGUUACCGAUAAAUGAAGAAUAUCUUUGAAUCCUAGGGAGAUGAAGAAAUUUAUAUGAACACAUUCGAAACAAGCAAACUCGUCCUUAACUACGAGUUAUGUAAUUUUUUUUUGCAAUAUUUGCCUGAUAACACGUCUGAUAACAUUUUGUAUCGCACGACGUCUGUAAAUUGAAAAUUUACACACGCGGAUCGCCUUUGGCGAGCGUAGUACACCUCCCAGGAGUCAAAAAAUAUUUACGCACCCGUAUCGAAACAUACUCUCUCCGUAUAUUCGAUUUACAACGCUGGUUAACUACCUUUGGGCAUUAAAUAAAUUCAAGGAGAAUUCAAAUUUAGAGAAGAAAUCCCACAGCGCUAGACGGAAAGCGAACCCCGGGUCCCGGGUGAAUUCUGUCCCCACAGAAUAACAAAAUAUGAAAUUCAAAUAAUACAAUGUAAAAUAAUAUUGAAAUAUAAAACAAUAUAAAAUAAA
Messenger RNA from Diachasma alloeum, 1578 nucleotides. RefSeq names its product phospholipase A2. The transcript has 4 exons. Bases 89 to 610 code for a protein of 173 amino acids. Lineage: Eukaryota; Metazoa; Arthropoda; Insecta; Hymenoptera; Braconidae. The record is from RefSeq and is a predicted model, not a curated record. Gene Ontology annotation, biological process: phospholipid metabolic process; arachidonate secretion.